Nestor notabilis (Kea) is the source of this 513-nucleotide messenger RNA. RefSeq lists its product as uncharacterized. The annotation marks the transcript as partial. The transcript has 4 exons. Lineage: Eukaryota; Metazoa; Chordata; Aves; Psittaciformes; Psittacidae. The record is from RefSeq and is a predicted model, not a curated record.
GAGCUGAGAGAUCUGGCAUUCAGACACCCAAACUUGGUUCUUGUGAAGCUGGAUGUUGCAGAUCCCUCCGCCAUUACUCAGGCAGUGAAGAUCGUGGAGGAGAAGCUGAAUGGCAUGGGCUUGAACCUGCUGAUAAACAAUGCUGGCAUCUACACCCCAGAGGCAUCGCUGGAGACAGUGGAUGCUGAAGAGAUGAUAAGGACAUACAAGACAAAUGCAGUGGGGCCACUGCUGAUGGCCCAGGCGUUCCUGCCCCUACUGAAGAAGGCUGCCCAGGAGAGCACAGAAAAGGGGCUAAGCUGCAGAAGGGCGGCCAUCAUCAACAUCUCUGCCAUGCUGGGGUCCAUCGAGAAAACUCCCCAGUGCUUCUUCAAGCCUGUCAUCUCCUACCGCUGCAGCAAGGCUGCCCUCAACAUGCUUACCAGGUGCCAGGCUCUGACAUACAGGGAAGCUGGGAUCCUCUGCGUGGCACUUCACCCCGGCUGGGUGAAAACCGACAUGGGUGGUCAGGAG